GAGGCAAUCGUAAAACGCUCGGGCUCUAACAAGCGAUGUUGCCUCGGCUUUCAGCGGUGUGCAGCGAGCUGAUGCGCAUUCAAGUGCAGCUGCUCCAGCGCCAAGGUGCGCCGUUGCUGUUGGCCCACGAAGGAGUGCAGCUGCUGCGAGAAAACCUCCCUGGAGUAGAACUGACGACCUCGCGGGACGCAGAAACGCUGAAACUCGUACCGAAGCUGCUUCGCGCGAGUUCAACGGUGUUGCGGUUUGUGCCAGACGAAGACGCGCUGGCUGCGCUAGAUGCGCUGGACCACUGUGCGGCAGUGGUCGGUCAGUACAGCGCGGGUGGACACGUGGAGCGCAAUUACAACCUGCACGACGUCUGCUCGCUGCUCCGCUCGAUAAGCGUGUUGGACGACUGUCAAGGUCGACUGAUGGAGCUGAGCGAAUUGUCAUCUCCUUCGUGCUUUCCCUCUUCAUCGGACGGCUUAUCUCCAUCUUCGCGGCCCACACGAGUCUCCACCUCAUCUUCUCAUGUAUCUGCCCAAACGAAGCGAUUUGGCGCGCUGCUUGUUCCCGUGUACACACACGCCAUGCAGCUCUGGACUCUGCCGCGCGAGAACGCAUCCACACUGAGCAUUCUCUCCCUUAUCGAUGCUAACAGCCGCGUACACGGUCAAAGCUUCAAUUUCCCUGCCAUCAGCGCCGACCAAAAUGGGUUACUGCCCAUCAAGGCGAAGAUACACAUGGAGGCCAAAAUGCAGCGCUGCCGCGGUGCACGUGGCCUCCUCGCCGCGUUGCGGGACUGUGCGUUCAAUCGCGUGGACGCAGGCAUGAGCCUCGCCACGAUGGCCCGGACGGGACUCUAUGACGCGGAAGUCUGUAAUCGCAGCUGCGAGACGCUUUACGCCCAGCACGCCCUCCUAUCAAGUCAGCAACUUUGCCAGGUGUUGUUUCACUUGGGCACGCUGCAGCACCGGCACAUCCACCAGAAGUAUUUCUCGAGUCUCGUGGAACCGCGCGACUGCAACGCGGAGGCGAUGCGGCAGCACGUGCUGGGUCUCGCGAUGCUCCGCCAACCGCCACCGAGUGAAACGGCAUUGAUGAACGGCGUCUUCCUGCACGCCCUACGCACCACCCACGCAAACCGACGGCACCGCGACGACGGGUCGUCUUCUUCUCCUUCCUUCUACUCCCACGGCGACGGUGAACGACGACACUCAGGCGGACGUCGCCUUUCUCACCUAUCACCACAGGCGCAACGCGCUAUUCAGGACCCGCUCAACGACGAAACUUACACCCUCUCUCCGCAAUGGUACAUCGACGUGGGCCACGGCCUCAGCUGUCUCGGCAUUCAACACCCUAAGUACAAACUCAUGGUGGCGCGUCAGACGCGACGCAGCAUCGGCUGCCUCACCACCGCUGAGCGCUGCAAGUUGUUGUACGCCACGGGCGGUCUGUCCGCAGCACAGGUGCCGGUGGAGCUGCGUGCGGCGUGGAAGUCUAAGGUAGACCGCAGCAUCGCUAUUACGGUGGAAAAGCUGAAAGACAUCGAACCGCACGAGGGACCGUGCGUCAUGAACGCACUGCGCUACUGCGACAUCCGUGAGCACCCCCGCAUCCCACGCGCCCCGAAGCUCGACUUGGACGAGAACCCGAUGGAUGUGCUGCUCCGCACGUGGUCGACGGUGCCGAAGGAAAGGGUAAUGCAGCUGACGGAGCAGAUCAAACCGCAGCACCUUCGCACAAGCACGCACAAGGCCGCCGCGACCGCCCUCACCAACGUGGUGGCGCACGUCGCAGCGACUUUCGACGACGUCCCGCAAGAGCAGUCGCAUCGACUGGAGCCCCUCUGCGCCGCAGUUGACGCGCACAGCGCAGAGAUGACGGUGGAGGACACGAUGCGUACGCUGCAAGCGUUACGGAAGAUGGGCCGCACCGGACCACGACAGCAGGAAGCGGUGCGCAACCUCUUGAUGAAUCUGUGGACGCGUCGGUACGACCUUGAGGGGGAACAGCUGACGCGGUGUUGCGCCUGUGUGCAACACUGGCCCGAGGUGCCCGAGGCCAUGGAACUCCUGCAAUUCGCAGCCUCGCACUGA
Messenger RNA from Leptomonas pyrrhocoris, 2081 nucleotides. RefSeq lists its product as hypothetical. Lineage: Eukaryota; Euglenozoa; Kinetoplastea; Trypanosomatida; Trypanosomatidae. The coding region runs from base 36 to 2081 and encodes 681 amino acids. The record is from RefSeq and is a predicted model, not a curated record. The transcript has a single exon.